Messenger RNA from Solanum dulcamara, 1341 nucleotides. RefSeq names its product probable inactive receptor kinase At5g16590. The coding region runs from base 253 to 1167 and encodes 304 amino acids. The record is from RefSeq and is a predicted model, not a curated record. Gene Ontology annotation, biological process: protein phosphorylation. NCBI's taxonomy places the organism in Eukaryota, Viridiplantae, Streptophyta, Magnoliopsida, Solanales, Solanaceae. Gene Ontology annotation, molecular function: ATP binding; protein kinase activity. The transcript has 2 exons.
ACUCAUUCUUCCAUUGGGGACAGGUGCACGAACGACAGAACACCAACCAAAGAAGAAGUCAAAUCAAGACAAAGAAUGUUUUCUUUUCACAUUAAACUUAAAAUUUCAGCCAAGACUUUUAAUCCCUUUGACAAAAUCUUCAAUACCAAUUGUUCAUUAGGCCAUUGAAGGAUCUCCCAUUUCUAUAUUUUCUUCUCUCUCGUUUUUGCGCUAUCCAAACUAGCUUGCACGCACCUCGUGGAACAUAAUUCAAUGCCUUGGAGUCCAACAGACAUUGUAGGCACUGAAUUGAUGUUUUCUGGUGAUCAUGGAGGCUAUGGAUUAGACGAAUUGUUACGAUCGACGGCUGGAGUUUUAGGUAAGGGCGUUUUCGGGACGAGUUACAAGUCGGAGUUGAAAGGGAAAAAUGCAGUGGCUGUGAAAAGAUUGAAGGUUGGUUACUUACCUGAGGAGGAAUUCAGAGAAAAAAUUGGUGAACUAGGAAAGAUGGUUCAUGAAAAUUUGCUUCCUCUUAGAGGAUAUUGUUGGCAUCAGAAUGAAAUUCUUCUUGUAUAUGAUUAUGUUAGAAUGGGAAGCUUAGCUUUCCGUUUACAUGGGAAUGAAGGUAUGAGCAAGGCCUCACUUAUUUGGGAAGUAAGAAGUAGCAUUGCAUAUGGGGUUGCUCGUGCUAUCGAAUUUCUCCAUUCCCGAGGCUCGAAUUUCUGCCAUGGAAACAUAAGAUCAUCCAAUGUUUUCCUCACCGAUUCCUUAUCAGGUGUUCGUCUAUCUGAGUUUUCCAUUGCACGAAUUCUUUCACCCAAUACAAAACUAGAGCUCGUGGCUGGUUAUCGCGCACCAGAAGUGACAAAUGCUUAUGAAGUCUCACAAAAGUCUGAUGUCUAUAGCUUUGGUGUUCUGCUUUUGGAACUACUAACUGGUAAAGCUCCACUAGAUGCAUUUACCAAGAACAAAGGAGUAGAUUUACCUAAGUGGAUCCGUUCCAUGUUUCAAGAGAAACCGAUCAUCGAUGUUUUCGAUACCUUGCUUCCUAAACAUGACCAGAAUAAUGCUGAGCAAAUGGUCCUUUUGUUACAGCUUGCAGUUUGCUGUACUUUUCAAUAUCCAAAUAAAAGACCUUCAAUGGCCGCAGUGACAAAACAGAUAAGGGAUACCUGCAGGUUUCAUUGAUGACAGCACAGUAUACAACAACAUGAUAGGUUGUUUUUAUCUUACCAUAUGUAUUUACAAAUAUGAUACGUUUCGGAUCCGUCUCCUCUCCCCCAAGUUUCUUCUUGGAUGUGUGAGCGUGUAAGACUUGUCUAAUUUAACUAUUGCUCUAUCAAUAUUCAAAAGAUCAUAAGG